This is a messenger RNA of Lates calcarifer (barramundi perch), 8545 nucleotides long. RefSeq names its product neurotrophic tyrosine kinase, receptor, type 2a (gene ntrk2a). Gene Ontology annotation, cellular component: plasma membrane; signaling receptor complex; axon. The record is from RefSeq and is a predicted model, not a curated record. Bases 987 to 3422 code for a protein of 811 amino acids. NCBI's taxonomy places the organism in Eukaryota, Metazoa, Chordata, Actinopteri, Centropomidae. Gene Ontology annotation, molecular function: brain-derived neurotrophic factor receptor activity; ATP binding; brain-derived neurotrophic factor binding. The transcript is spliced from 19 exons. Gene Ontology annotation, biological process: positive regulation of kinase activity; protein phosphorylation; trans-synaptic signaling by neuropeptide, modulating synaptic transmission.
CUCUCUCUCUCUCUCUCUCUCUCUCUCUCUCUCUGUCAGGACAAGGACGCCCACACCUUGUUCACAACUCAAGGCAAGGCCGGACCGGUAAAGCCUGUCACGGACCGUGAGCUCUGACAGGAACUUUAACCCCUGACGAUCCAAAGAGAGAGAAAUUAAAACAGAAAACACGAAUUCACUCAACCACGUCGAGCGCACGUUGUACCCUCGAGCAAGACCCCCUCCCCCCUCUUUCUGCUCUGCACCUGACCCCUUCCUCCUGAACCUUUCUGCAAGCAGAACAAGGCGCAUCUCCUUACGGGGGGGAAUCAAUGAGGUAUCGCGUUAUACACGAUGUGCUUUGAUGCUGGUACCUGUCCUCUUCCUCUCCUGUUCUCCCUCCCUCCCUCCUCAUCGCAGCCUUCAUCGUCCCCUGCGCACCGCACGGCUCUCCCAUCCUGACUGUCAUUUAUUCUUUAUCCACCCACACCACCACCACCACCAUCAACGCCACCCGAGAAUCAUCCACACACAGGGAACAUUGUGUAGAGGAGAGAGGCAUCGGCCAGUGCGUGUCAGCUGAGAGAGAGAGAGAGAGAGAGAGAGAGAGAGAGAGAGAGAGAGAGAGAGAGAGAGAGAGAGAGAGAUCCUCCCUGGCACACACCCGUCAGUGUGGCAGUGUGAUUUUGACUGACUGGCUGACUGACUGACGGGGGAUUCUGGAGGAAACACACGGGAACGGGACGACACGCUCUCCUGUUUUCUUUUUUUAUUCACACCUUUCUCGCUGUCUCGUCUGUUCUGUCAGCGUCGGCCGAUGGUUUUCUAGCCGCGCCGCCUGAAUCCACCUCAGCACCGGAUUUGUUUUGUGUGUGUGUGUGUGUGUGUGUGUGUGUUGCUUUAUUUCUUCUCUCCUUGAUUGGCUGAACCGGGGCUGAUCCCAGGCAACCUGGGCCGGGGCCGUGGGGCUGUUCAGCGAGCCUUGUAGCUGAAGUUCGGCACCCGAGAUGAGCGCCUUGAGACCCUGGAGCGGGGCUCUCUCUUCGUCGCCGGGGAGAGGGUCCGGGUCGUGGCGGUGCCUGUGGUGGUGGUGGUGGGUUCUGGCGGUCGGGGUGGCGGUGGGCUCGGGAGAUCCGUGGAUGUCCGCGGAGGCAUGCCCGUCGUCUUGCUCCUGCAGCAGCACCAGGAUCUCCUGCGUGGACCCGGAGCGGGGUAUCAAUGCUUUCCCCGUCCUGCAGAGCGAGGCGGAGAUGGAGAACAUCACCGACAUUUACAUCGCCAACCAGACCAGCUUCUCCUCCAUCAACGACAAAGACCUGCACUACUACAAGAAUCUCAGGAACCUAACGGUGACCAGCAGCAGGCUAACAUAUGUAUCGAAGCUGGCCUUUCAAAAUAACAUCAAGCUACAGUACCUGAAUCUGAAAGAUAACAACCUGUCAUCGCUCUCCUGGAGGAUAUUCAGACACCUCAACAUCUCUUAUCUGAUCCUGUCAGGAAACCCUCUACACUGCUCCUGUGAGAACAUGUGGAUCAAGCUGUGGUUAGGAGAGGAAGCAGACACUCAGGAGUUGCGCUGCAUUGAGGAUGGAGGACGCAAGCUGCUGUCCAGACUGACACUGCCUAACUGUGAGGUUCCCAUGGUAACGUUGAACCCCGCCAAAGUGACAAUAAUGGAAGGGGAAAAUGUGGAGCUGUCCUGUACAACCUCUGGCGUGCCCUCACCUGAGCUGAUUUGGAACAUGGGACUGGUCACCAACUAUGUGAUCGAGACAUCAGGCCAGAUUUCGGUGCUGCGACUGUCCAACGUUUCCUCCCUGGACCACAACAGCAAGAUCAGCUGCACUGCUGAGAACAUUGUGGGGGAGAAAGAAUCAUCUCUGUUGCUGGAUAUACUUUUUCCUCCCAAAAUCACUAAGCUGAGUGAUGCAAUCUCAGACCAUCACUGGUGCAUCCCUUUCAGCGUGUCAGGAAACCCAGUGCCGCAGCUACAGUGGUUUCGGGAUGAUGAGGUGGUGACGGAGGGGCUGUACAUCAUGACCAUGAUCCACGACAUCACAGAGAGGGAGUACCACGGCUGCCUGCAGCUGGACAGCCCCACACACCUCAACAAUGGGAGGUACAGACUGGUGGCUAGGAACAAAUUUGGGUUUGACCAAAAGGAGGUGCAGGCUCACUUCAUGCACAAGCCCUGGGAAGGAACUGAGAAGGAGCCUUACUAUUAUGACGGUCCCCCUGUAGAACCACCUGAGGAUAGAGUCGCUGUGUAUGUGGUGGUGGGCAUUGCCGCCGUAGCCUUCACCGGUUUCCUUCUAAUGUUGGUCAUUCUCAAGUUUGGCGGAAACUCCAAGUUUGGCAUCAAAGGACCAUCUUCAGUGAUCAGUAACGAUGAUGACUCAGCCUCUCCCCUUCACCAUGUCUCCAAUGGCAGCAACACUCCAUCGUCCUCAGAGAUGGGCCCUGACGCUGUGAUCAUCGGCAUGACCAAGAUCCCAGUGAUAGAAAACCCACAGUACUUCAGGAGCACAAACAGCCUGCUCAAAACUGACACGUUUGUCCAGCAUAUUAAGAGACACAACAUCGUGCUGAAGAGAGAACUGGGAGAGGGAGCCUUCGGAAAAGUCUUCCUAGCUGAGUGUUACAACCUCUCACCUGACCAGGAGAAGAUACUGGUGGCAGUCAAGACACUUAAAGAGGCCAGUGAAAAUGCCAGGAAGGAUUUCCACCGUGAGGCUGAGCUCCUGACCAACCUUCAACAUGAACACAUCGUCACUUUCUAUGGAGUCUGUGUGGAGAGCGACCCUCUCAUCAUGGUGUUUGAGUAUAUGAAACAUGGAGAUCUCAACAAGUUCCUCAGGGCUCACGGACCAGAUGCUGUUCUGAUGGCAGAGGGCCAGACCACCAGACCCGUGGAGCUGACCCAGUCUCAGAUGCUGCACAUUGCCCAGCAGAUUGCGUCUGGCAUGGUCUACCUGGCAUCACAGCACUUUGUGCAUCGUGACCUGGCCACUAGGAACUGCCUGGUGGGUGAGAACCUGCUGGUGAAGAUUGGAGACUUUGGCAUGUCCAGAGAUGUCUACAGCACUGACUACUACAGGGUCGGAGGUCACACCAUGCUACCAAUCCGUUGGAUGCCCCCUGAAAGCAUCAUGUACAGGAAGUUCACCACUGAGAGUGAUGUUUGGAGUCUAGGAGUUGUUCUCUGGGAGAUCUUCACCUAUGGAAAACAGCCUUGGUACCAACUCUCCAAUAAUGAGGUGAUAGAGUGUAUAACCCAGGGCAGGGUGCUGCAGCGCCCCAGGACCUGUCCUAAAGAAGUGUACGACCUGAUGCUGGGCUGCUGGCAGAGAGAGCCCCACAUGAGACUCAACAUCAAAGAAAUCCAUGGUCUGCUCCUUAAUCUGGCCAAGGCCUCGCCUGUAUACCUGGAUAUACUAGGCUGAACACAAGAGGAGGGAGAAGGAGAGUUUUGAAUGUGUGUGUAUGUGUGCGAGAUAUGUGUGCUGAGGUGGGAAUGGUUACUGUAUCUAAGUGUGUAUGUGCAUUUGAGGUUGCAUGCGUGUGUGCGUGUGCUGCGUGUGAUACCUCUGAAUGAAGCGUGUGCGUGCAAGGUACCGUUGUACAGGAUGUGAAGCUAUUAUCGAACUCUUAAAGGCAAUCAAAAAGUUCUUCAACUCAUCCCCAAUCGCCUCUUUCCUCCCUACCAAUUUCUUCUCCUUUGUGCAUCUCUACUCCUUCCCUCCUUCCUUCCUGAAGAGACAUUUACGAAGAGUAAUUUUACUUUGGAGGAAAAAAAAAAGGCUUCUCACUUCUUUUCAAAUGCUUUAAAGUGACUGGGGCUAAAUUGAUGAAACCUGAUUAACAGGACAUUAAAAUUUAGUGAUUCAUUCAUCGCUGUCUGUCGGACAACAGGACUCGUUUGAACAUCCAGAAAUUUCAAGGAGGUGCGGCGAAGCUUCAAUCCUUUGCGUGUAAAUAUGAGACUGUGCGACAUUUCAGAGGAAAUGGCUCUGCGAGAUGUUGAGCCAUAAAGACACUGUGUUUUCCCCUCUCACCCUGUCUGUCUAUCUGUCUGUCUUUCUGUCUGUCUCUCAAAACUGCACACGAGUUUUAAAUGUCAGCAUUCAUCCGACAUGGCUUGUGGAAAAGACAAAAUGACAAAUGAUGAUUAACACACUGGUUAACAUAUAGAGGACUGACUGAAAAGAGUGAUGACCAAAAACAGGAGGAAACGAAAACACUGGUUUUCUGCCUGUCAGAUAAAAUCAGGAGGUGAGAUGGGAUGAUUUCUGGUUGGCCAAUUUCACUGAUUACAAAAAAAUGAGACUAACAAUACAGUGCCAACUGAGGCUUAACUGAGCUGCUGUGAUGGAAAAAUAAGUGUGAAAGAAGGCGGAGUUAUUCUACUUUACUGUAACUAAAUGACAAAUAUAAAAAAAACUGUUUAAAAAAAAAAAAAAAACCUUGAACUAUCUGGCAUUGAUCUACAGUAUCUCCUCAUGCAACAGAUUGAUAUACAUGAUUUUACAGAUAUAUGCACUCAUACCUGCAUACUGAAUUUUAUCUUAGUUUUCUGUUACAUAUUACUUUUCUCAGGCUUUGACUGCACUGUCAUACAGCACAGGGUAACAUGAUGACCAUCCCCACUCCACCCCAGCCUCCCACCGAAGUGACAGAUGCUUCACUUGUGAUGUCGAGCGCUCGUGUCGUAGGUCAAUUGAUUCAUUUGUCCGCAGCUGUCCGACAAUUGCGAGGUCUUGGUGUUGAGGGUGGGGGGAGGGAAGGUGUAAAGGUUGCUAAGGGAGGCUGGCUUUUGAGUGGUCAGAUCACGGUCAGAUGUGUGGGUGGCGGCGCUGUAGAAGGUGUGGUUCAUUUGGUCAACCCAUAUUAAAUCAUCAAGGCUCUCAGCACUCAGACAUCCUUGAAAACCACAUCUGUGCCAGAGGGGAUGCACACAACACACACACACACACUAUAUACCUUCUCCCAUCAUCCCGCCAUCUCCACACUCUCUCACUCACACACACACACACACACACACUGAAAGACACUCAAAACGGGCCGAGAAGGAAAUUGAAUUGUGCAUGUUUUAUUAUUUGAGCGGUGCAGUGCUUUAGCCAGGCCCUGUCCUCUGUAAUGGUGUAAUGUAUAUUUCAUUACAGCCUAAUGGGCUCCAUUAGCACAGUCUCCUCACAGACAUUCAAGACUUAUUGUUUUAUGGCUGAGAAGGAAGGAUGGAGGGAUGGAGAGGAGACGAGAGGUGAAGGAGAAGAAAACAGAAAGAGGACUGAGGAGCAGUGGAGAGGAGAAAUAAGAGGAGAGGUAAUAAUGCAUAUUGAGAAGAAAUGGAGAGGACGAGAGAGAGUUCCGAACAGAGGCAAUGGGGUAGAAAGGAGAAGACAAUGGAGGUGGAAAGGUAUGAGUGGGUCAUGUAAGGAAAAAACGGAAGGAGAGAGAGAAGAUAGCGGAGUGAAAAAGGGCAGAGAGGGAAAGAGAGGAGGUGUGAAUGUCCUCAGGGAGAAAGUGAGAGCGAACAUCCGUCAUUACUGUGGCCUGCAGAUGUUCUAAUAAGCCACAACUUCAACUUCACGCUCCCAUCACAUUCCAAUGGCUGCCCUCAACCACAUUCACACACAAACACAGACACACGCACAAACACUCCCCACACACAUUUUAUUGGCAGUCCACCAACAGCUUACACUCAAAAUAAACUCAAUAAUGCACCACACAUCCCCGUGAUGAAGAACCACUUCACUCACUUACAGUACAGCUCACAUAUCUGGUCAAACACUUACAGACACACUGUAUAUACAACAGCUCACAUGCAUGCGAGGAAAAACAUUUAAUGUUUGUUUUUGCAUUUUACUGGGGCAUAUUUUACUCUUUACAGACGUAUAAAGAAGUCAUAAUCACUGCAGUUUCACUAACAGCCAUUUUAAUUAGAUGUAAAUCAUCAAUCUGGAAUUUUAAGUCUUAUUUGUUUAUUAACAACAGCACUUGAUGGUAUUGAUGUUUGUGAACUUGAAAAUGUUGAUUUUAUUGAUUUAUAGUAUUAUCAUUUAUAAAUUAAGAAGCAUUUUGUACAUUUCUUUCUAUAUCUAAGGUUGCCUUUUGCAACAACAAACCGAUUGAACAGUGAAUUGAUUAUGUUUUAGCAAAUGUAUAAGAUAAUCUUGAGUGUAUAUGUAUUUUUAUGUCAGGCUCCCUCUUAACAGCUACCUAGCCUGUCCUCAUGUACAGUGUACUCUACAACAGGGAUGGAUGUCUCACCAGUCUGUCACAUUUGUAGAUUUAGUUUGACAUAUUGCAAAAUUAUUGUCACCUGUCAGCGCACGAACGAAGGGGUUAACGGCUGCAGCAUUGACAGUGCAGUGCUAACAAGGUCCUCAAAAUCCAUCCCUGCUGUAUAGUGAAGUAGAGUUUGCACUGAGUGAGCGCACUCAACUCAAUUAAAAAAAAACUUGCUACACAAUAACUGUGCAAUAACAGAGGGCAGGAUGUGUGAGGGCCUGUGUGUGAGCUGGAAAAAACUGUGAGAAACAAACACAGUACGAACGCCUCCAAUGUCAAAAGAGUAGAGUACCUGCUGUGUUUCCUUUCUUUUUUUUUUAAAUAAUGAACUGUGUCAAGUUGGAUGGGGUGAUGUUUUGACAGUUACAGGAAGAGGCUGUGUUUGUUAUGACGAAAACUUGUCAGCACAAUGCAGGAGCAUUCUGUGAAACUUUAACACAACUCUGGAUGAAGAGCGGCUGUCUUUGCAUCAAUGCCUCAGAUCAAAGAUAUUGGUCAAACAAAGAAAAAAAAGGAGGAAAAACAACAACUGCUGUAUGAAUGGACACCUCAGAAAAGGAGGGACUGACAAUCACAGACUUCUCUCUUUCUCUCUCUUAUUCAAGUGACCUACUGUAAAAUAGACUAUUCAACCAACUUUCCUCUUCUAUGCUGCCUAUACUGUACGUGAUAGUCUUAAACUUUGGUCUCUAGAAGUGCUACUUUUUCUUUUUUUUGUAAAAUGAAAUAACAGCGAGAGGAAUGAACAAAAAUACAUGUACAAAUGUGAAUAAGCUGCUGAAAGAAAUAAGCGUUGCUAACUGCUGUGUCCGAGACUGUGUCAGUAUUUAGAUUGUACUAUUUUCUUCUUUUGUCUUAGAAGUGGAGGGCAGAGAAUUGGGAAGCUGCAUGGGACUCACAAAUACACAAAAUGACAUACAGCAGGCCCCAGGGAUGCAGAGCGAUGUAUGCUAAUUCUCCCGGCGGUGUGUUUGUGUGUGUGUGUGUGUGUGUGUGUGUGUGGAGAAGGCUGAUUGAUGCCAGAGUGAGUCAUGAGGGAUCCGUAGGCUGGGUUCAGACUCUAGCCAAAUCCUAGUUCAAAUGCAAAGAGAUUCAAUGUAGGAAUCCGGAAUUGAUUUGUUGUCGCUGUUCACCAAUUCAUGAUAAAUGACUUUACCUAGUCGUGUAGGACUGAGGUUGGUAUUAUGGCAGCUAAGAUUUAUGGAAUCACUCAAUUGCUUUAUUUAUGACUCCAAAAUCAGCCUUCUUCUCUACACACUUUACAUAAGACUGGGUUUCAGAGAAAUAUAUGAGCAAUAUUAACAGAUAUUUUCCUUGCCUAUAUAUCGCCUCACUUUUACAUAAACAUUGAGCUGAGUUUGGGCUAAACCAUGUAACUCAGUGGACUGAAGCAUAUUACACAUACAGUACAGAUACACGUCACAACUUUGGGAGUGUUAUUAUCCAUAUCACAUUUAUUCUCCUCUCUCUCACAACCCCAACAUCACAGUCUAAGCUAAUAGAGCUGAAAUAUCAUAAAGGUCAUCUUGAAGAUUACCUUUGUGCUUGGAUGCUUCUUAGAGCCCUUAAGCCCUGAAGAAUGUAAUAUCACAAAAACGGCUUCUCUGCACAAAAAAAGAAAAAAAUUGAAUAAAAAAGAAAAAAAAAACAAGAAAAAAUAAAAUAAUGAAACUGUGAUUUUGUUAUAUGCAGUAUCUCUGUUUUUCAGUACCAGAUUUUUUGGAUUCUAUGCUAUUUGUCUCUGUGUUUAGAGGUUUUCGCUGCUACCACUGUGGUAGAAAAAAAGGAGGAUUUUGGAUGUUUUGUAGAUGUUUGGAUUGUAAGAGGCUUAAAAUAGGAAAGAGGACAAAACACUGUAAAGGAUUCUGUAUGAGAGAGAUGUUAAAUGUUCUUUCUAUGCCUAAAAAUGCUCUUCAAAAUGUUAGAAACAGUUGUAUUGCUAAGCACACAAGGUAAUUAAAAGCUGGAACUAUUCUGACUGAUGCCGCUAAUGUUUGUCUUUGCAAGCAGGUUGUUAUUUGGCGAAGCAAAAGUUUUGAUGCCACCCAUCUGUGCUUUGGUGGUGAACACACACACACAAACUCACACCAAAACACACACCAGAGGGAACUUGUACAGUCAUACAGUUGCGUGGUGGAAAUGAUCAUAGUGAGUCAUGAUGGUAAUGAUGGUAAUGGUGAUGGUGAUGAUGAUGAUGAUGAUGAUAAUAUGAUUUCUCUCUGAACGUGGACCAGUCUGUCGUGAUACAAUGUAAUUAAUAAAAAGUGUUAUGUCA